CAGGCCCGGGGUCGGCAGCGGCGGGGGCCCGGGGAGGUUUCCCGAGGAAGGUGACGAAUGACGGGCGGGACGCACCCGAACGAGUGAGGAAGGGGUCACUUUCAGGGUGGGCGCCCGGCUCAGCCUGUCCAGCCCCGCCCCCCCGCAGGCCAGCUGCUGGAGUCCAAGGCGCAGCGCUGAGCUCUGACGUCGGCUGAGCCGGGUCCGCCAGCCCUCCGGUCCCUACCCCGGCGGCCCUAGACCCUCGGAGCCCUGCAGGACCUGCUGACUGGCUACCUGUUUGGUUUGCUGUGCUCUGUGUCAGCCAUGGAUUCCAAUCUCCAACAGGAAAUCUUGGUGGCUGAGCAAAAUUGUGACCCGAGAAACAGCAACUAAGCAUUUGGGAUGCUGACAAGAGGCUGGUGUAUACGCUAAGGUCUCCACCAUGGACCCAGACCCCCAAGCGGGCGUGCAGGUGGGCAUGCGCGUGGUGCGCGGCGUGGACUGGAAGUGGGGCCAGCAGGACGGCGGCGAGGGCGGCGUGGGCACGGUGGUGGAGCUCGGCCGCCACGGCAGCCCUUCGACCCCUGACCGCACAGUGGUCGUGCAGUGGGACCACGGCACCCGCACCAACUACCGCGCUGGCUACCAGGGCGCACACGACCUGCUGCUCUAUGACAACGCCCAAAUCGGUGUCCGCCACCCCAACAUCAUCUGCGACUGCUGCAAGAAGCACGGGCUACGGGGCAUGCGCUGGAAAUGCCGUAUCUGCUUUGACUACGACCUCUGCACGCAAUGCUACAUGCACAACAAGCACGACCUGGCCCAUGCCUUCGAGCGCUACGAGACAGCCCACUCGCGCCCGGUCAUGCUGAGUCCCCGCCAGGGCCUCCCAAGGAUCCCGUUAAGGGGCAUCUUCCAAGGGGCGAAGGUGGUUCGGGGCCCCGACUGGGAGUGGGGCUCACAGGAUGGAGGAGAAGGAAAGCCAGGCCGAGUGGUGGACAUCCGUGGCUGGGAUGUGGAGACAGGCCGGAGCGUGGCCAGUGUGACGUGGGCCGAUGGCACCACCAACGUGUACCGUGUGGGCCACAAAGGCAAGGUGGACCUCAAGUGUGUGGGCGAGGCAGCUGGCGGCUUCUACUACAGGGAGCACCUCCCAAGGCUUGGCAAGCCUGCAGAGCUGCAGCGCAGGGUCAGUGCUGACGGCCAGCCCUUCCAGCGUGGGGACAAGGUCAAGUGUCUGCUGGACACGGACGUGCUGAGGGAGAUGCAGGAAGGCCACGGCGGGUGGAACCCCCGGAUGGCCAAGUUUAUCGGACAGACGGGCACCGUGCACCGCAUCACAGACCGUGGGGACGUGCGUGUGCAGUUCAGCCACAAGACCCGCUGGACCUUCCACCCUGGGGCUCUCACCAAGCAAAACUGCCUGGUGGGUGAGGUGGUGCGGGUUAUCGACGACCUUGACACGGUGAAGCGGCUGCAGGCUGGCCAUGGGGAGUGGACUGAUGACAUGGCCCCUGCUCUGGGCCGCAUUGGGAGAGUGCUGAAGGUUUUCGGAGAUGGGAACGUGGGUGUGCUGGUCAGUGGGAAGCUGUGGACCUUCAGCCCCUCCUGCCUGGUGGCCUACCGGCCUGAGGAAGAUGCCAACCUGGACGUAGCUGGGCGAGCCCGGGAGAACAAAAGCUCCCUGAGCGUUGUCCUGGACAAGCUUCGAGCCCAGAAGAGUGACCUGGAGCACCCAGGGAGGCUGGUGGUGGAGGUGGCUCUGGGCAAUGUGGCCCGGGCUCUGGACCUGCUGCGGCGGCACCCGGAACAGGUGGACACCAAGAAUCAGGGCAGGACUGCCCUGCAGAUGGCCACCUACCUAGGCCAGGUGGAGCUGGUGCGGCUGCUGCUGCAGGCUCAGGCGGGCGUUGACCUGCCGGAUGACGAGGGCAACACAGCACUGCACUACGCAGCCCUGGGGAACCAACCCGAGGCUGCCCGGGUACUCUUGAGCUCAGGUUGUGGGGCCAAUGCUCUGAACAGCACUCGGAGCUCAGCACUGCAUGUGGCCGUGCAGAGGGGCUUCCUGGAGGUGGUGAAGGUCCUCUGUGAGUGUGGCUGUGACGUCAACCUGCCUGAUGCCCAUGCUGACACACCCCUGCACUGCGCCAUCUCAGCGGGCACUGGUGCCAGCGGCAUUGUGGAGGUCCUCACCGAGGUGCCGGGCAUCGAUGUCACUGCCACCAACAGCCAGGGCUUCACCCUGCUGCACCACGCGUCCCUCAAAGGCCACACACUAGCUGUCAGGAGGAUUCUGGCGCGGGCCCGGCAGCUGGUGGACGCCAAGAAGGAGGAUGGGUUCACGGCACUGCACCUGGCCGCCUUCAACAACCACAGGGAGGUGGCCCAAGUUCUUAUCCGAGAGGGCCACUGUGAUGUGAACGCUCGCAACCGUAAGCUGCAGUCCCCGCUGCACCUGGCUGUGCAGCAGGCCCAUGUGGGGCUGGUGCCACUGCUGGUGGAUGCCGGCUGCAGCAUCAACGCGGAGGAUGAGGAGGGGGACACGGCUCUGCACGUGGCACUGCAGCGCCACCAGCUGCUGCCUCUGGCAGCUGAUGGGGGCGCAGGGGACCCGGGUCCCCUGCAGCUGCUGUCCAGGCUACAGGCCUCGGGCCUUCCGGGCAGCGCGGAGCUGACGGCAGGCGCAGCGAUCGCCUACUUCUUAGCGCUGGAGGGCGCCGACCUGAGCUAUGCCAACCACCGCGGCCGGAGCCCCCUGGACCUGGCUGCUGAGGGUCGCCUGCUCAAAGCCCUGCAGGGCUGUGCUCAGCGCUUCCGGGAGCGGCAGGCUGGCGGCGGUGGCAGCGGGGGCUCGGCCCAGGGCCCAAGACUGGUGCUCAGUGCUCCGAACACUGUGACCAACCUGCAUGUGGCCGCGUCGACGGGGCCCGAGGCCGCCGAGUGCCUAGUGUGCUCGGAGCUGGCGCUGCUGGUGCUGUUCUCGCCCUGCCAGCAUCGCACAGUGUGCGAGGAGUGCGCACGCAGGAUGAAGAAGUGCAUCAGGUGCCAGGUGGUCAUCAGCAAGAAGCUGCGCCCAGACGGCACGGAGGUGGUCAACGCAGCCCUCGCGCCCGGCCCGCCGCGGCAGCUGGUGGAGGAGCUGCAGAGCCGCUAUCGGCAGAUGGAGGAGCGCAUCACCUGCCCGAUUUGCAUCGACAGCCACAUCCGCCUCGUGUUCCAGUGUGGCCAUGGCGCGUGCGCGCCCUGUGGCGCGGCGCUCAGCGCCUGCCCCAUCUGCCGCCAGCCCAUCCGCGACCGCAUCCAGAUCUUCGUGUAGCCCGCGCCCCCCGCCUCGUUCCGGGGCCAUGCCCCGCGGCCACCCUCGCGAGCCCUUUCUCUGUGUUUUAUAAAGAGAUUGCUGGA
This is a messenger RNA of Dama dama (fallow deer), 3387 nucleotides long. It is a transcript of the gene MIB2, whose product is annotated as MIB E3 ubiquitin protein ligase 2. Gene Ontology annotation, cellular component: cytoplasm. The transcript has 20 exons. Gene Ontology annotation, molecular function: ubiquitin-protein transferase activity; zinc ion binding; protein binding. The record is from RefSeq and is a predicted model, not a curated record. NCBI's taxonomy places the organism in Eukaryota, Metazoa, Chordata, Mammalia, Artiodactyla, Cervidae. Gene Ontology annotation, biological process: protein ubiquitination. Bases 425 to 3301 code for a protein of 958 amino acids.